Molecule: messenger RNA, 2300 nt
Organism: Eucalyptus grandis
Lineage: Eukaryota; Viridiplantae; Streptophyta; Magnoliopsida; Myrtales; Myrtaceae
Product: probable WRKY transcription factor 47
Exons: 6
Coding region: 104-1711 (535 amino acids)
Biological process (GO): regulation of DNA-templated transcription
Molecular function (GO): DNA-binding transcription factor activity; sequence-specific DNA binding
Source: RefSeq, a predicted model, not a curated record
AGAAGCGACUUUGCCAGCAAUAUACUUUCGUUUUUCUGAAAAGGUUACACAACCACUCUCUCUCUCUCUCUCUUCCUUGUCCCACGUCUUCAUUUUCUCGGUCAUGGAUGGACAACGCGGUGAAUUGACGUUCUUGCACUCCCGCGACUUCCUCCGGCGGAGCCCCGCCCCGCCUCCCGCCGACGACGGAGCCGCUGCCGGGAGCUCGCACGGCCCCAGCGACAGCAAGCCUCCCAUCAGGGAGGUCGAUUUCUUCUCAUCGGGGAAUUGCUCCAAGCUCAACAGCGACGAGGAAGAGAGCAAGGACUGCCAUGGACUAUCGAGAUCGACUCUAUCCGAUCCCCGCACUGGACUGAACCUGCUCUCUCUAAAUUCCGGGAUGGCGACCGCUACAGGAGAUGAUUGCAGUAACCACGAUACUGAGAUGAGGAUGCUCCGAGGGGAGUUGGACAGACUGCACGAGGAGAACUGCAAGCUGAAAAGUAUGUUGGAUCAGAUCGCCAAGAGCUAUAAUAAUCUUCAAGCUCAGCUCCUGAUGGCCAUGCAGAAACAGGCCCAUCUUAAUCACAGCGAGCAGCAGAGGGACGAGAUGACCAGCAUGUCGAGCCCCACAAAGUCAGCGCAACAGCUCAUGGACCUUCGGCCAGCAUGUGCGGCCAUAGACAACGUGAAGGAGGAAGAGAAGACCCGCGAGGUGUCAGUCUCUCCAACCACUACCAUGGAGGUCAUGUCCAAGGAAAGCGACCACAUUCACACCCCUCCCCUCAAUGGCACCAACAACAAUCAUAACAUCGAGGAUGGCGACCGGGCCUCAGAGUGCUGGGGCUCCCCCAAGAGCCCGAGGCUCGAGCCCUCGAAAGGCGGGGAAGAGCAACUGGCCGACAUGCCCUUCAGGAAGGCGAGAGUGUCGGUCAGAGCUAGAUCGGAAGCACCAUCGAUUAGCGAUGGAUGUCAAUGGAGGAAAUAUGGACAAAAGAUGGCCAAGGGGAAUCCUUGUCCACGGGCCUACUACCGUUGUACGAUGGCCGUUGGAUGUCCAGUUCGCAAGCAGGUUCAAAGAUGUGCGGACGACAAGGCCAUUCUUAUCACCACCUACGAAGGCAACCACAACCACCCACUUCCUCCGGCAGCCACUGCCAUGGCCAACACAACAUCCGCCGCUGCCGCCAUGCUACUAUCCGGCUCCACCACCAGCAAGGAAACCCUAGCCUCCACCAACCCCGGCUACUUCCCCUCGCUCCCCUACCCUUCCACCAUUGCCACCCUAUCUGCCUCCGCACCAUUCCCUACCAUCACCCUCGACUUGACUCAAAACCAUAACCCCAUGCAACUCUUUCCCCGCCCACCUCCUCAGACCUCGGCCACAUUCCCUCUUCCCUUGCAUGGCUAUGCAGCUCAGAUGAUGGGGCAAGUGCAACACUCCAUGAAGUUACCAGCGAUGCCUAUGCUGCAACCAGGACUAGGGCAGAGGCAUGCGUCCUUGGUGGAGAGCGUCAGUGCUGCCAUUGCCUCCGACCCCAACUUUACUGCUGCUCUUGCGGCCGCUCUUUCAACAGUGAUGGGCGGUGCACCACCACGGAAUGGCCCGGAUGGCAAUAUCAACGCUAAUAACAAUAAUAGUGGGAAUAAUCACUUUCUUCCUGCUGGGGUUGGUGUGCUUCCUGGGUCCCCACAGCUUCCUCAAUCCUGCACCACUUUCUCUACCAACUGAGCUUAUUUUUCCGCAGACUCACUCUAUAUGCCUAACAGGAAAAGAUGCUACUAGGUCGAGGAAGAAAAACGGAAUAAUUACUGUCAAGAAAAUUAUACAACCUAUGUGGAAGGAUAGGAAAGGCUGAUGGAGAUCAGGGAAGUGCAUUCGCAUCUCUCUUUUCAGAGAUGGCCGUAGAGACUCAGUUUGUUGAUCAUGCAUGGAUGCAGCAAGCGGUGCUUCUUUGGUGUUGAUGGGUGAUUUUGGGUUAAAGAUUAAUCAGCUUCUAACUUCUCGGAGAACAUGCACUCGUUGCCUUUUCUUGUCUUGAAUUCUUGGUGGUGAUCUUUUCUUCUUUUAUUUUUCUUUUUCUCCGGAAGGUAUGUUUUUCUUCAGUGCAAUUGCUUCAUAUAUGGGGGUUUUGCAGCUUUGAAAAGUGGGGUAUAAUUCAAGGUAGACACAUUAGGAAGGACAGGUACUUGGAGAGAAACAAAUAUAUUUACCUGAUCUUGUACAUUAAGUAAUAAAGAUCAGAGCCUCACAGGCUUAAAAGCAGAUAGAAAGCUUCUUAUCUUUCAAAUAAUAUUUCUUCAGCCUCUGCCUUACUUGA